UGCGCCGCAGCCCCCGCGGGAGCCGAGCGCUGGCCCCAGCUGGCGGGCGCAUGUGGGGGCGCGCAGCGCGGAGGCGCUGCCCGCUGGGGCUGCGGCGCGGCCGGAAGGUGCUGCUGGCGCUGCUCUCGCUGCUGGCGCUGGGCGGACUGGGCUCCGUGCUGCGGGCGCGACGGGGGGUCAGGGCGGCCGAGCCGGCACCCCCGCGCACCCCACGCCCGGGGCGGCGCGACCCGGUCCUACCGCGGCCGCCGGUGCCCAGCGACGCUCUGGGCGCGCGGGGCGAGGCGGUGCGGCUGCAGCUGCAGGGCGAGGAGCUGCGGCUGCAAGAGGAGAGCGUGCGGCUGCACCAGAUCAACACCUACCUUAGCGACCGCAUCUCGCUGCACCGCCGCCUGCCCGAACGCUGGAAUCCGCUGUGCAAAGAGAAGAAGUAUGAUUAUGACAGCUUGCCCACAACAUCUGUUGUCAUAGCAUUUUAUAAUGAGGCCUGGUCAACUCUCCUCCGGACAGUGUACAGUGUCCUCGAGACGUCCCCGGACAUGCUGCUGGAGGAAGUCAUCCUUGUAGAUGACUACAGUGACAGAGAGCACCUGAAGGAGCGCCUGGCCAACGAGCUGUCUGGGCUGCCCAAGGUGCGUCUGAUCCGCGCCAACAAGAGGGAGGGCCUGGUGCGAGCGCGGCUUCUGGGCGCUUCCGCGGCAAAGGGCGAGGUGCUGACCUUCCUGGACUGCCACUGUGAGUGCCACGAAGGGUGGCUUGAGCCGCUGCUGGAGAGGAUCCACGAAGAGGAGUCCGCAGUGGUGUGCCCUGUGAUCGAUGUGAUUGACUGGAACACCUUUGAGUACCUGGGCAACGCCGGGGAGCCUCAGAUCGGCGGCUUCGACUGGAGGCUGGUGUUCAUGUGGCACAUGGUUCCCGAGAGGGAGAGGAUGCGGAUGCGGUCGCCCAUUGAUGUCAUCAGGUCUCCAACAAUGGCUGGAGGGCUGUUUGCUGUGAGUAAGAAAUAUUUUGAAUAUCUGGGGUCUUAUGAUACAGGAAUGGAAGUUUGGGGCGGAGAAAACCUCGAAUUCUCCUUCAGGAUCUGGCAGUGCGGUGGGACCUUGGAGACACACCCGUGCUCUCACGUUGGCCACGUUUUCCCCAAGCAAGCUCCCUACUCCCGCAGUAAGGCUCUGGCCAACAGUGUCCGAGCGGCUGAAGUGUGGAUGGAUGAAUAUAAAGAACUCUACUACCAUCGCAGCCCCCAUGCCCGCUUGGAGCCCUUUGGCGAUGUGACAGAGAGGAAGCAGCUCCGUGCAAAGCUCCAGUGUAAGGACUUCAGGUGGUUCUUGGAGAACGUGUACCCAGAACUUCACGUGCCUGAAGACAGGCCUGGCUUCUUUGGGAUGCUCCAGAACAAAGGACUGAAGGAUUACUGCUUUGACUAUAACCCUCCCAAUGAAAACCAAAUCGUGGGACACCAGGUCCUUCUCUACCACUGCCAUGGAUUGGGUCAGAACCAGUUUUUCGAGUACACGUCCCAGAAUGAAAUACGCUAUAACACUCACCAGCCAGAGGCCUGCAUCGCUGUGGACGCAGGAAUGGACAUUCUCAUCAUGCAACUCUGCCAGGAAACUGCCCCCGAGAAUCAGAAGUUCAUCUUGCGGGAGGAUGGCUCCCUAUUUCACGUACAGUCCAACAAAUGCGUCCAGGCUGAGAAGAAGGCAUUCAGUGACAGCUUCGUACCAUUCCUACGGCUCUGUACCAACUCGGAACACCAGAAGUGGUUCUUCAAGGAACACAUGUAAUAAAGCGUCACUGUACCAAGGAGCUUCACAGAGUGGCAGAGCCCGUGGACUCUGUGCCCAACAGAGACUUAGCUGAGUAUGGUGACAGACCCACCCCGGCCCCGGCUGCCUUGCUUUUCUAAGGAAGUCAUUUUGCAAUCUGUGAAAGUGACUCUGGAUUUAAUCAGCUUUGUACUGAUUUGGAAACCUUCAAAUUGCUCCCAAAUGCCCUGUUUUCAAAGGGUGAUCAUAAAAUGUUAACUCGUGGCAUUCAGAGAAUUAAAACCUUUAAAUAUUUUUCUAUCAA
Messenger RNA from Hyaena hyaena (striped hyena), 2073 nucleotides. RefSeq names its product polypeptide N-acetylgalactosaminyltransferase 12 (gene GALNT12). The transcript is spliced from 10 exons. Lineage: Eukaryota; Metazoa; Chordata; Mammalia; Carnivora; Hyaenidae. The coding region runs from base 51 to 1787 and encodes 578 amino acids. Gene Ontology annotation, cellular component: Golgi apparatus. The record is from RefSeq and is a predicted model, not a curated record.